AUGCACUACAUACCAGGCCCGCCGCCGCAACAGCAGUCGUCGACACCCGGCGCUGGCCAGCACAUCGCCCUCCCGCCGCCGCCUCCUCGCCCUACGCUCUACAACAACAAUACCUCCAACAACAACAACCUCGGAGGCAUCGCCCUCCCGCCGCCUCCCCACGCCAGCAGUCAAUGGGGGCCCCCGCGCCCGCAGUACCAGCAGCAACAGCAGGCUGGCGGCUACGACCCUGGCCAAUAUCGCAACUACCCUCACAACAUCCCCCCUCCGCCCGGCCCUCCUCCCCAGCAGCCACAGCCGCAGCCGCAGCCGCAGCACGAUCGCGACUACAGCGGCUUGACAUCUGCCACCUACAUCCCCGGGGGCGAAUCAUUUGGGCCCGGCGUGGGCAUUCCGCCGCUGCACUCGAGGCAGUAUGCAGAGCCUGCGAGCUUCUACCGCGACGACAGCUACUCGGCCAACACCGACGGCCCCGCGCCCGCCUUCCCCUCCCUCCACGAAAGCGUGCAGAGCGUGCAGUAUGGCACCAAUAACAACGGCUACAACAUGCCGCCGACGCCCAGUGGCCGUAGCCAUCUCAACAUCCCCACACAGAGCGCCCAAGGCUACGACGCGCCGGGACCGCCUACCGCAACGAUGCACAAUCCCAUGCUGCAGCACCACGAGAGCGUCUUCCACCGGUCCGAGAGCAAUGGCACGACGCCCAUCUCCCCGCACGAUGCUUCCCUACAAUGGCCGGCCGAGCGGGUCCAGCGUUGGCUCGCGAGCAAUGGCUUCUCGCGAGACUGGCAGGAGACGUUCAAGACCUUGGGACUGGAAGGCUCGCGCUUCUUGGAUAUUGGCAAGGGACACGGCACAAAGGGCAACGUGGGCAUGAUGCACCAGGUCAUCUUUCCACAACUCGCCAAGCAGUGCACUGCGAGUGGCGUUGGCUGGGAUCAGGCCAGGGAGCGAGACGAGGGCCGCAAACUGCGCAGACUCAUUCGCUCCAUUGUGGAAACGGGAUCCUCGAACAGCUCACGGCCGCAUCGAUCGGACACUGGGCUGACCCUGGCGAGUGCUGGCACCGAGGGCACGGUGGAGAAUUCGCCGUACAUGGGCUCGCGCAUGGACUUUGGAUCAACACCGACGACGGCUGGCAAUGGCGAGGAGAGCCCUGGUCGCCAGUUACUGGUACACUCGCCUGGUGCAGGAGCAAACCAGCCCAUGCGCAUCUCUACACAGCGCGUAUUCACAGUGCCAGGUCUGGGCACCACGCCUGACUUUUCAGAAGGUCCUGCACGCAGCGCCUACUCCAAAGAGGUCUUUCGCGACCUGGAACCCAAGCAAAAGAAACACAGCCCCAAUGCAUCCGGAGACUUUGCUCCCUUGCCACUCGGUAGUGCCAACUAUCGACAAGCAAGUCCGCAACAUAGCCCUGGUCUUGCGUCUGCGCGCCCUGCAACCAACAGUGGUCAGAACAGCGCUGGCCUGAGCAACUCUGGGCGCUACUACAACCACAUCCGUGGCAACAGCUCAGACACCAACCUGUCCACUUUUGCAAACACAGGAUCGGGGCCGCCUUCUGGAAGAUCGAUCCCCGACGGUCGAUCUGAAAGUCGCAACGAGAAUAGAAAGAAUGGAUGGGAGGGAUCCCGACCUGGUACCGGCCUGUCCCACUACAAUUCUGGAGAUGCGCCAAUGAGCGCCAAUGAGCACAAAAAGGGCUUCUUCAACAAAAUCAUGGGUCAUCGGGGUAGAAAGGACAACCACCCGUCACCGGACGAUGCCAGCCUUGAUUCACCCACCAGCCCAGUGAGCCACCGUAAUCUUCCUGCGGCCUCUUUGUUCGGCAAACCGGGAAUGAAUUCGAGCGAGACCUCUUUGAACGAACGACCACCUUCAAGGAGAUCUGCCCAAGCCGAUGCAGACAAUCGGAGUGCUGCUCAAAGACGCGCUCCAGCACGGGAGGAGCGCAAAUAUGCCUUUGUGACGCCGGACGGCUGGAACUACCGCCUUGUCGACGUGACCCAUGCCGACUCCGCCGCGGUCCUUCGAGCCUUGUGUUGCGAAGAACUGAGUCAUGGCCUCAGUCAAAUACCCGGUGUUGAACUCCAUCUCACGUUGCCAGGUCAAACCGAACACGAAGAACCGCUCUCCGAUUCGAAACUACUCAAGGCUCGGUCCAAGUAUGGCAACCGCGUCGGGGAGCUCAAGAUAUUUGUCAAGAUUCCACCCACAGGACUGAACAUCACAGUCCCAGAAGCCGCAUCGAGUCGAGCCACCCCAGAGAGCAACUAUGCACACCUCAACUCUGAACCCCAGUUGGACUCUCCUGGUGCAAAGUCGGGCGAAUCAACCUUGGUGCCUAGAGAGACUGCAGCUCUACGUGAGACAGUGAAGAAGAAUGAACCCAUUCCCGACGUAGUCACUAGUCAAACGAGCAGUAAUGGUAGGGGCGAACAAUCCCCCUGGGGUCCCAGUGAUGAGUCGCAACAAAUAUCGGAAUCGGAGCGUCGGAGACUGCUCGAGAUCGCCGCAGAAGAGCACCGCAAGGAGAUGCAGCGGAAACAAGAGGAAUACCUCAAAAUCCGCCAGAACAGGCUCAAAGGCCGUAGUCCGGAUCUCAACGCUUCGAACGAUACCAUCAGCAUUCACGGUGUGGGCAUUAUUGACUUUGAUGAACCGCGCAAUUCUCCGUACGAUGAGCUCAGAAAACCGUUUGAGGACAAGCAUAAGCCUAAGCAGUUGGUGCCUCUGAGGGAACCGCCUCCAGUUCCAGCGGACACGAGUACUUUACUCAAAGCCAACUCCUUGUCACGAGCGAAAAAUCGGACAUCUUGGCCAGAUAGCGAUGAUGGCAACCCGAAGCGUCGUUCGACUGAGUCGACAGGCGAAAAACGCAAGGCGAUACCGCAAGGUCCUAGUGGGUUGUCAAAUAUCGCUGCCGCAAUUAUAGGCGCAGGGACCAUAGGUGCCGGGGUUGGGGCAGCCAACAAGGCGCCUCCCAAACCUCCACCAAAGGAUGAUGUUUCAACAGAAAGUAUGCGUCCGUCACAGGCUGUGUUGAAGGAUAUGGGCUUUACAGAUUCGGGCCGGAGCAGUCCAGGUGGGUCACCCCGAACUCCCGGCGAGCUCACAAUGAGCAAGGGCAAUGUACCGUUCAGAAUUCCUGACUAUGUGGAAGAUCUAGUGGACGACUUCUCACCCGACAAGCCUGAACUCACCCUGGAAAUGCCGCGGCCGCGUAACACCUCAGUCUCCAAGUUCAAGGACGACCGACCACCUUCGCCAGAUCUGAGUCCUCAUUCAGCACAACCCCCUGUCUCCACACUGAGCCGAGAGCCGUCAAGAGUCUCGGUGUAUGGACCCACGCAUGAUUUUGAAGAAGCGCGAGUCUCCUUUACCACAAGGUUGCCAAACCGUGGCUCCGUGGAUUCAUCAGACGACGACUCUGACGACGGGCUCUUCGCCGCUCCACUGGCGCGCGCAGGUCCAGCCACUCCCGUCAAAAGUGCGCCACUCCAACGAAACGGCUCACGCAGUCAACGGCCAAAUCUCAAGCUCAAGACAUCCAGGUCAAAGAACUCGCUGGCUCAACCAGAGAAGUCAGCACAACAAAGCGCGGCUGGCGACCACGAAUCCCAGCCAAGCGACUGGCAUCCAGAAUCCGCUGCCUCUGCCACCUGGACUGACUCGCCUGAUGACACCUACAGGUUUUCUCGAAGAGAGUCGUUUGCGAGUGAUGUCUGGGCAAAUCGUCCUCCCGCUGAAGCUCUCGUGGAACACCUCGAUGAGCUCUUCCCAAACGUCAAUCUGGAUCAGCCUAUGCUUGAGGAAGAAGAGUCAGACGCGACGACAGACCCAGCUAGCGAAUCAUCCAAAGAGGCCCGAUCUAGUCCAGCAUCAUCCCUUGAUGACAGUGCCGGCCCAUCUCAGUCACUUUCUCGUAACAAAGCAGGUCUGCAGUCUAUUGCACAACGCAAUAUGCGAAAAUCAGGCGCAGGUCUCGGACGAACUAAAUCGAUUCGUGAAGUAGUCAAAUCACAGUAUCAGCCUCUCGAGAAGCGAGCUAUACCAGGUCAGGCACCUGGUGCAGCAGGGCCGUCCCGCGUUGCAACACUCCGCAAUGGCGGUGAUAUUGUCCGGCGAAAGUCAACCAAGAUGUUUCACGCCAACAUCCAACAAGUCAAGCCCCCACGAGGCUCCCGGUUGAUCCAGCUAGAAACGAUCCCACAGGACCAUAUUCCACUCCCCUCACGCCAACCAACCUUUAAAUGGAUGAAGGGUCAACUCAUCGGCAAAGGGACCUUUGGGCGCGUCUACCUUGGUAUGAACAUCACAACGGGAGAGCUCAUCGCUGUCAAGCAAGUCGAAGUCAACGCCAAAGCCGCAGGCUCCGACAAGGACAAGAUCAAAGAUCUUGUCAAAUCGCUCGACCAAGAAAUCGACACGAUGCAGCAUCUCGACCACCCCAACAUUGUCCAAUACCUCGGUUGCGAGCGCAAAGAAUACAGCAUCUCCAUUUUCCUCGAGUACAUUUCCGGUGGUAGCGUGGGAUCCUGCAUCCGCAAACACGGCAAAUUCGAAGAAUCCGUCGUCUCGAGCCUGACCAGGCAAACCCUGCUCGGCCUCUCGUACCUGCACCGCGAGGGCAUCCUGCACCGCGACCUCAAAGCCGACAACAUCCUGCUCGACCUCGACGGCACCUGCAAAAUCUCCGACUUUGGCAUCUCCAAGAAGACGGACAACAUCUACGGCAACGACGUGACCAACAGCAUGCAAGGCUCCGUCUUCUGGAUGGCACCCGAAGUCAUUCGCUCGCAGGGCCAGGGCUACAGCGCCAAAGUAGACAUCUGGUCCCUCGGCUGCGUCGUGCUCGAAAUGUUUGCGGGCAAGCGGCCGUGGAGCAAGGAGGAGGCCAUUGGCGCCAUUUAUAAACUCGGCUCCUUGAACCAGGCGCCGCCUAUCCCCGAGGACGUGAGUCGGGUGAUUGGCGUCGAGGGCCUCAGCUUCAUGUAUGAUUGCUUUACGAUUGAUCCGACGGAACGGCCGACGGCGGAGACGCUGCUGAGAGCCCCGUUUUGCUUUAGUGAUCCGAAUUAUAACUUUUUGGAUACGGAGCUUUAUGCGAAGAUUAGGGGGGCUUUUCAAUGA
Messenger RNA from Plenodomus lingam JN3, 5136 nucleotides. RefSeq lists its product as uncharacterized. Gene Ontology annotation, biological process: protein phosphorylation. Lineage: Eukaryota; Fungi; Ascomycota; Dothideomycetes; Pleosporales; Leptosphaeriaceae. Gene Ontology annotation, molecular function: ATP binding; protein kinase activity. The record is from RefSeq and is a predicted model, not a curated record.